This is a messenger RNA of Patiria miniata (bat star), 4819 nucleotides long. RefSeq lists its product as uncharacterized. The transcript has 16 exons. Gene Ontology annotation, molecular function: protein binding. Bases 39 to 3434 code for a protein of 1131 amino acids. NCBI's taxonomy places the organism in Eukaryota, Metazoa, Echinodermata, Asteroidea, Valvatida, Asterinidae. The record is from RefSeq and is a predicted model, not a curated record.
UAUGCUUGUGUUGGAACAUGGUCCUAGUCUGACCAAUAAUGGGAAAUCCUCAGAGUAGAUUCGCUCCAAGAGAAACAAACUUGGAUGAUGAGCAUCCCCAAGUUCCAGGUACCGAAUCAAAUGUGGACGAUGGGAAGCCCCAAGUUGCAGAAGAGACAUCUUCACCAGCAGUUGAAGACAUUCCUUCUACCCAUCCCAAAACAAACUUGGAUGAUGAGCACCCCAAUGUUCCGAAAUCAAAUGUGGACGAUGGGAAGCCCCAAGUUGCAGAAGAGACAUCUUCACCAGCAGUUGAAGACAUUCCUUCUACCCAUCCCAAAACAAACUUGGAUGAUGAGCUCCCCACUGUUCCAGAAUCAAAUGUGGACGAUGGGAAGCCCCAAGUUUCAGAAAAGGCAUCUUCACCAGCAGUGCAAGACAUUCCUGCUACCCAUCCCCAUAAUGUCAUGAAAGCCCUGGAAGCAGACGCCAACAAGCCCGCAGAGAAGCGUAAAGCAGAGGCGACGGCUCUGAAAGAUCAGGGGAACCAAGCGUUCAAGAAGAGCAAUUACACACGAGCCGUUGAGCUCUACACACAGGGCCUGGAGCGUCUAAAAGACUUUGUGGUGCUGUACACCAACAGGGCACAGGCUUACAACAAAUUGGGAAAGUUUACAGAGGCAAUGGAGGACUGCCGGACUGCCUUGCAGUUGGAACCAAACAACGUCAAGGCAUUGGUGCACCUUGGCAAGGCCCAACAGGGACUGAAGGAUUACGAGGUGGCUGUUACGACUUACAAAGAAAUCACCAAGAUUGACGAGAAGUACGAAAGUAAAGUCGCAGGCUACAUUGCAGAAGUGAAUCUAGCCGAGUCCGCAGCCAAGUCUGAUAUGGAGGCUGAGAGGCUGUUGAGUGAGGGCGAUGUCAAAGCAACGGGCGUUCAUGAGAUCGGACUCGGUGACGUAACAGACAGUCAAGCAGCUCUGACCCAACAACUACCAGAUGAUCAACAAACGACUCAGUCUGGCAGUGGACAGCCUUCCCAGCAGGAACCAACGCAACAACCUCCGCCGCAACUACAGCCAAGACCAGAUUACCCACAAAGAAGUGAAGCCAUCAUAGGAAGCAUCAGCGGUAGCCAGAACCCUGUCAUUGUUGGUUCAAAUGAAGUAAAUAUCAUUUACAACAAGCUGUCAGAGGGACCAGAAACCACCGGACUCCAGGAAUCGGGUACCUUUGAGGAUUUGCAACAGGAAAUUAUUGACAACUAUGAGCAAACUGCAACAACUAUUCCUGCACAUCCUACACUGCAGUCACGUAAUGUGGGUAUUGAGGAAUUCUUUAUUCCACUGAAUCUCAGAAAGAACAUUUCAGGCAAAACGAAAUCAGAGAGGUUGGUCACAUUACUAAAACAAAACAUAUUUUUGGAUGAAGCACAAAAGAUAAUUCUCAAAUCCGUUGAUGAUUUGUUCAAUCAGAAAAUAGUUAAGGAAAUCAAGAUUCUUCUUUAUGGUGGGGCCGGGACGGGUAAAACAACCCUGUUAGUGAAAGUUGUAAACUCCUGCAUCACACUCAGUUCAGAACCCCUUCUCGGUAGAUUCGAUCUUGUGCUUUGGAUUAAGCUGAGGCAAAUGCAAUCAAACAGUGUCUUGGAUGCCAUAUUUGACCAAAUUCUACCAAUUGACACAAAACUGGACAAAACAACAGUGCAACGUAUCAUUGAUGGUAAGCAAUCACGCAUUGCUUUGCUGUUGGAUGGAUUAGAUGAAAUUCCGUCUCAUGUUUUGCAAUCUAAGGAGGGCGUGUACAGGGUUCAAGAUAUCUUACACAGCAGAGUCCUUACAAAAAGUUUUGUGUUGGUAACUACUCGACCACACAUGAUGGAAUAUGUAUUGGAGGGUAGCAACCCGUACGCAGUGGUUGAAACAUGUGGCUUCAGACCACAAGACAGAGAUCAAUAUAUCAGAUUAAACCUUUCUGAUGAUUCUGACAUGGGAGAGGCAUUGAUUUCACAUCUAGAGGACAAUGCAAAUCUCAAGGAGAUGGCUGUAAUUCCAAUCAUUUCCCAGAUGUUGUGCCUUGUUUGGAAGAAUGAAAAGUCAUUGCCUGAGAGAAUUACCAAGCUGUACGAAAAGUUUGCGGUUGUUCUUUUCAAGCGCUGCAAUAAAGAUAUGAAUGAUGAUCAGGUGAUGUUAAACUUGAUGCCCAUCAUUGAUGACUUGGGGCGUGUUGCAUUACAAGGGUUACUAGACUCUAGAGGGGAAAGACUCAUGUUCAAUGAAACUGAAUUUCAGGAUUGUCCGUCUUGCUUAGCUGAGGGUUGUCGUGUGGGUUUCGUUCUACGUGAAACGUUCACGAGUGGUCUGGAUGUAAAAGUGCUGGUCACUUUCCCCCACAAGUCCAUCCAAGAAUACUUUGCAGCAUGUCACCUGGUGAAAUUGCUACAACAAGAUGACGAAAACAAUUUCCGUCAUCAGUUGGAGCAGAUUGGAGAAGGAAAUGUUUUUGCGAUGGAAUACCUGCUGAGAUUUUGUUGUGGUAGAUCCAUGCAGGCUGCUGGUCUCAUUCUGGAUCACAUACAAGAGAUGCAAGGUGAUGAGAUGAAGCUGCAGAGAUUGGCUCGGUUGAUAUUGUGUGAAUCUGGUUCAAAAGAGUUGGCUACCAAACUUGUCAGACCAACUAGGGUAGAGUGUGAGAGUAAUGCAGACCUGAAAUCACUGAGCUACUACUUAAAGCGUGUCACUCCACCACUUAAAAAUACAGGCUUUUACAUGCAUGUAAGAAAGCAGGAUCUUAACCUUUUCAGGGAAAUUCUUCUGAGUGACAGCAUGGAGUCGGCUAAGAUGAUAUUUGUUCACUACAUGUUGUCUGAGGAGGAGAAGGAGGAUUUCAGUCCCCUAGAGAAAACAAUUGGUGUGAGGAAAGAAGAGCGCCGUGCUCAAUUACACAUUAUGUUUUACAUUGGGGAAAAGUCGUUGUUUGACAUGGGGCCUGCAUCGCACAGCUUUUUGCGCAUGCAAGAAAAAAUCAUGCCUAGUUUGUCCAUGAUAAAAGUAAGACCAGAGGAGGUUGUUGAUGUGUUGCAGGUACUGGAAGAAUGCAGGUUUAAUUAUCUCUACCUGCAUAGUAUCAACCUGCAUGGACAGUUGCGAGAUGUCCAUAUCUUGCCAGCCAUUGGCACCUUGCACCUCGAAAAGUGCAGGUUGGUCGAUGAUGAUGUGAAGGACCUGAUCAGCAUCCUUCCUGCUGGGCGUGGUUUAAUAGGGCUUACCCUUGAUGACAGUGCAUUCAGUUUGGAUGCAGUGAGGGCUCUCAUCGGUCAUCUCCAAGGUUUCCCAAAGUUAUGUCGGUUGGGACUUCAUAACAUCGGCCUCGAUGCUCAGCUCAUCAGACAAGUUGUCAGUCAAGGCCUCCCUCACCUGAAGGAAACAGCAGAGGGAGAUUUCCGAGCCUAAAUAAUCUACCACCAAGUCAUAACUCCCACCCUGUGCCCUAUGAAUGCACCACGUUCACAAAGUAGCACGUAUCAUGGGUCAUUUUAUGUAAAAUCAAUGCUCUGCAACCCCCUCCCCUCCCCCCCAAAAAAACCCAAUAAGUUAAAAACAAAUAAAAAAAUAACAGCAAUCAAUAACAACAAAACUUUAUUUUCAGAGGGCAAUAAGAGGCUCGAUAAUGAAUAGAAAAGUCAACAAAAAGGUUUCAAUACAAAUAGAUGUAUUCAGAAUCCUCAUACAUUAUGAAUACAAAUAUACCAAGCAUAGUUCUUCAUUCUACUGAACCCCAACCCCUCCCAAAAAAAAUUAUUCCAUCAAUUAAUUAAUCAAUCAAAAGACAAUGUGAAAAGACAAUCACCAAUUCCUGUACAAAAUGAUUCAUUGAAAUCUUCAAACAUAUUAGCACUGUACUAAGCAUUCUGUGUGACACUUGAAAGUGAUAUUAAAUUGACCUUGUAUCUUGGGUGACCUCUGAAUACUAUUAUAAAUCCACAAUCUAAUCGUCAAUUAAACAGGAAAAUCCACCUCUCCUUUCCAUUUCUUUUGAGAAAUUAUCUUGUAUUGCAUCAUCUUAGGUGAAAGUUGUGUGAGAUGUCUUCAACUUUUGUGACAAAGGCCUCCUACCCUGUUACCUUAUCAAUGUAGUAAUAUGGCAUUCCAACAAACUAAUGUGACCACAUGCAAAUGGCUGCACAACACCCUUCCAUAGACCAGUGCUGUGCAAAAUUUAGUGUACAGAAUGAUACAAAAAAUUAAACCCUGAAAAAGAGACGUAGUUUUGCUAAAAAGAAUUUGCCUCAUCAGCUUUGUACAAAUUACAAAAUCCUUACAAGUUCACGUGCCCAAACAGACGUUUCUUUUGAGUGAUUGUGCUUCAUUCAUUAUCAAAUCGUUUGUGUAAAUUAAUGUAAAUUAUGCAUAAAAUGGCAAAAAUUAUGAUUCCAGUUUGCUAACUUUUGUAUAGAUCUUUAACCUUGACUGUUUUGUGUAAGGACAGUAUAACGUGGAUUUUGUUUACUAUUCAACUAUAGGCCUAUGUCCAUAUUGAGAGGUACUAUACUAAACCAGUGUUCGUACUGUCAAACAAUUCAUGUAUAAUAUAUACAUGUAGAAUGUUGCAUUGCCCAAUGACGCAUUUUUAUCAGAGGAAAGUCAUGUUUGCUCAUUCAGGACCAAUCUUGGAAUUGUUGUAUACGCGAACAUUUUUCUGUGUUUCUGAUUAUGUAAAAAUAGGUACAAGUGAACAAUUUGCUUGUUUUUAUCAUUGCAAGCCUCUUCAAAGUAUUGAUCGACACUAGAUUUGUUUGUUCCAAGUAUGAUCAACAUUCUGUUCAAAAACUGACAUU